This is a messenger RNA of Brassica oleracea var. oleracea, 592 nucleotides long. RefSeq names its product probable disease resistance protein At4g33300. NCBI's taxonomy places the organism in Eukaryota, Viridiplantae, Streptophyta, Magnoliopsida, Brassicales, Brassicaceae. The transcript has a single exon. Gene Ontology annotation, biological process: defense response to fungus. The record is from RefSeq and is a predicted model, not a curated record. The coding region runs from base 46 to 474 and encodes 142 amino acids.
GAUUCCUUUUCUAAUUAUCUAUCUAUCUCAAUAACAUCUUCUACAAUGGCCGUCAGUGAUUUUUUCGUCGGUGAAAUAGCGACAGAGCUCCUGAAGCAGCUCUUUAUGAUAUCAGCCAGAGCAUGGAGAUACAAAAGCAUGGCUGACAACCUCAUUAUCUUGAUCGAGAACAUUCAACCGACAAUCAGGGAGAUCCACUACAGUGGCGUUGAGCUUCCUGCUCACCAUCAAGCUCAAAUCCGUAUGCUCUUUGAGACUCUUGACAAGGGCAAGAACCUCACGGAAAAAGUCUUAAGCUGCAACCGCUGGAAUAUGUUUCAACAUGUAUACCUUUUAAAGAAGAUGGAGAAGCUAGAGAAGACACUCUCUAGUUUCCUUAAGGCUCCUAUUUUAACCAACAUCCUCGCUGAUGUUCAUCUUCUCAGGGCAAAUGCUGAUGAAUGUUCCCUUGACGUUGACAAUAACCUCGCUUGAAGUUCUCUCUUGUCUUUUUUUUUUUUUUCUCUCAUGUUUUUUUUUUUGCUUUUGAUAUCUCCUCUUAUUUGCCAAGUAGAAAACCAUCCAUGUGUUAUAUACAAUCAUUCUCUCUGUA